This is a messenger RNA of Rhizopus microsporus ATCC 52813, 159 nucleotides long. RefSeq lists its product as uncharacterized. NCBI's taxonomy places the organism in Eukaryota, Fungi, Mucoromycota, Mucoromycetes, Mucorales, Rhizopodaceae. Gene Ontology annotation, molecular function: protein binding; translation repressor activity; mRNA binding. The record is from RefSeq and is a predicted model, not a curated record. The annotation marks the transcript as partial. The transcript has a single exon. Gene Ontology annotation, cellular component: P-body. Gene Ontology annotation, biological process: nuclear-transcribed mRNA poly(A) tail shortening.
GAUGUUCAGGCUUGGCUAAGAAGCCUCAGAUUACACAAGUAUGGACAUGCAUUUAUAGGAAUGGACUGGAAGCAAGUCGUACGUAUGUCGGAUCAAGACAUGAUCGAUGCUGGCGUCAACACUCUCGGCGCAAGACGAAAGCUACUUAAAGUAUUUGAA